Scophthalmus maximus (turbot) is the source of this 1514-nucleotide messenger RNA. Its product is annotated as epithelial membrane protein 3. The transcript has 5 exons. Bases 574 to 1071 code for a protein of 165 amino acids. Gene Ontology annotation, cellular component: plasma membrane. NCBI's taxonomy places the organism in Eukaryota, Metazoa, Chordata, Actinopteri, Pleuronectiformes, Scophthalmidae. The record is from RefSeq and is a predicted model, not a curated record.
GUUUGUUUGUUUCUUGUUUUGCCGUGACCUCCACUGACCCUACUACAUGAACUUAAGCACGUCUGCAUGGCAUGUCCCGCCCAGAUGUUUGCAGUGUGACCAGUGGUCUCUGAAUACACACCAUGUUCUGGUGUAGAAAUGUGAGCUAUGUUGCAGCUGUGUGUUUAUUUUUUUCAUAUCUAACCCAACAAGAACAGUCAGAUCAUGAAUGGACAAGGUAUGGCAGAAUGAUCAUUACACCAAAGAGCAAUUGCAGGAGAUUGUUUACAGAGCGGCCUUUUUUCAUGUGGUUUCCCGUGCCUCCGCUGCCCAUGGGUGGGUCUCAUACGGAGCCUUUUUUUGGAUGGUGAUGUUGUUCUGGGGGAUGGCGAGGCUGAGCAAAAGGGAGCUCUGUUCUGCAAAGAGGAAAUGGGCGUUCUCCUUGGAAAGUUUGGAUGGAGUGAUUAAAAAAAUGAAGGGGGCGUGGUAAGGCUAGACAGGAGUGGACCACCGAAAGAGGCACAGUGUUGUAGAGUGGCGAAACCUGCGCCUGAGAUCUGACUCAGAGGACCAAGCGAUACCUGCACAUUGAAAAUGGCGUACCUGCUCAUGUUGGUGACCCUGCUGCAUCUCAUCACUCUGGCCAUGCUGUUCAUUGCAACCAUGGAGAAGUCUUGGUGGGUGUGGGAUGGCAUGGAGAACUCAGACCUGUGGUACAACUGUCGGUUUGACAACUUCACAGGAACCUGGCUGUGUGCGUCCUCCAAAGAAACUGAGUGGAUUCAGGCGGUGCAGGUGCUGAUGGUUCUCUCAGUGGUCUUCUCUUCAGUCUCCUUCUUGGUGUUCCUCGGUCAGCUGUUCACCAUGUCGAAGGGUGGACUCUUCUAUUUCACCGGGUUGUGUCAAGUCUUUGCAGGUCUGAUGGCCUUCUCUGCAGCUCUCAUCUACACACUACACAAUAAGGAGAUCCUCCCCAGCUCCAAGGAGCUGACCUCGGGACACUUUGGCUACUGCUUCAUCCUGGCCUGGGUGUGUGUCCCUCUGUUGCUGUGCAGCGGCAUCAUAUACAUUCACCUGCGUAAGAAGGAGUGACCAGAACAAUGACAACAAUGCGAGCAGCAGUGUUUGGAAAACAAAGUGCUGAACUCACUUUAUUCGUCUCACUUGACCCACUUGUUUUUUUUAUUUUGCAUUUUUCACAAAUGCCUGUGUCAUGUGAUGUUUCUGAAGUUGUAGAUACAUGUACAUUGGGGAAAGUUAUCAGGAAAUAUUGGUCCAUCUCUUAAGCAGACACUGAAUCCUCAGUAUCAAUCCUGUAAUACUCACUUCCUGUUUUAUUAUUUGUUGUCCACUGUUAUCAUAUGUUAACCGUGGAUAUAUAAAAAGCGGCAUGAUAUAUUUUUUGCGUUGCAUUGUAGGCCUUACGCAUUUGGAUUAAUACAUCAACAUGAUGUGCGGCAUUGUUGUUACAUGUAUUUCAGGCACACCCAUAUUUUUUUCCUUUUUCAAAAAUAAAUGUUACAUUUGAUACCAAA